Nerophis lumbriciformis (worm pipefish) is the source of this 546-nucleotide messenger RNA. Lineage: Eukaryota; Metazoa; Chordata; Actinopteri; Syngnathiformes; Syngnathidae. The record is from RefSeq and is a predicted model, not a curated record.
AUGCUGAAUAAAUCGGUCUACGAUUUCUCUGCUGAGACACUGGAGGGAGUGAUGGUACCACUCGCCAGCUUCCAGGGUAAGGUGCUUCUUGUCGUCAAUGUGGCCACCUUCUGAGGGUCAACAAUAGAAGAGUACCAUCGACUGAAUGCACUCAUGGAAAUGUUCGGUGACAUCAACUUCACAGUACUGGGCUUCUGCUGCAACCAAUUUGGCCUUCAGUCUCCUGAGGGGAAUCAUGAAACCCUGAACAUCCUUAAGUACGUGAGACCCGGAAGAGGAUUCGUGCCAAGGUUUCCCAUUUUUUGUAAGGUGGACGUAAAUGGAGUUAACGAAGAUCCGCUGUUCACCUACCUAAAGGAAUCUUUACCCUUUGUGAACCCUGUCAUUGGCGACAUAAAGAAGUUCUAUUGGUCACCAAUCACUGUCAAUGAUAUCCGAUGGAACUUUGAAAAGUUUCUAAUCACCGCAGAGGGCAAGCCCUACAGAAGGUACGAACUUCACUGUCCAAUCGAUAAGGUGGAAAAGGACAUUGCUGAGCUUCUGUAA